UUUUGACUUUUUUAGAGUAUUAAGCGAAGGGCCAAAAACAAACCUCACCAGCUCCCCCAUUCUCACGUCUCGUUGUCGCUUCGUUCUUCGUUUCCCCGAAAAAUCAAAGCUUUUUUUGCUCGUCUCCAAUAUGUUAUUUGUCUAACGCACAAUUGAUUGUGUGCUUUGACUUGUUUUCUCAUCUGGGAUUUGGGUUUCAUUUUUGAGGAAAGGAAAGCAGAGGAAAGAAGAUGUGGGGAUUUGGAGGGAGAUACUAUUGGGGAAGAAAGGAAAGAGGGCGAGACGUGGAAGGAAUAGUUGUGGUAUUUGCAUGGAUGUCAAGUCAGGAGCGGCACUUGAAGAACUAUGUUGAUCUCUACUCUUCCCUUGGCUGGAAUUCUCUUAUUUGUCAUUCUCAAUUCCUCAAUAUGUUCUUUCCUGAUAAGGCAGUUUCAUUGGCACUACAGAUUGUUGGUGAACUUGUCAAGGAGCUUAAAAUAAGACCAUGCCCAGUUGUCUUUGCAUCUUUUUCUGGUGGUCCAAAAGCCUGUAUGUACAAGGUUCUUCAGAUUAUUGCGAGCAAGUCUGAGGAACAAUUGAAUAUGGAUGAGCACCAACUGGUUAGAGAUUGUGUUUCUGGGUUCAUUUUUGACUCUAGCCCAGUUGAUUUCACUAGUGACUUGGGUACGAGAUUUGUUCUUCAUCCAACUGUUCUCAGAAUGUCCCAUCCUCCAGUCCUGGCUGCUUGGGUUGCAAAAGGAAUUGCUUCCAGCCUGGAUGCCCUCUUCCUUAGCAGAUUUGAAUCGCAACGUGCCGAGUAUUGGCAGACGCUGUAUGCCACUGUAAGCAUGGGUGCUCCAUAUCUCAUUUUAUGCUCAGAAGAUGAUGAUCUUGCACCUUAUCCAAUUAUUUGCAAUUUUGCUCAACGGCUACAAGAACUUAGGGGUGAUGUCAAGUUGGUCAAAUGGAAAAGCUCCCCUCAUGUCGGUCAUUAUCGCCAUUAUUUAUCAGAAUACAAGGCUGCCGUGACUCAGCUACUUGCCAAAGCUGCUGUUAGUUAUUCCAAACAAAUUCGGCAGCUUGAAGGAGAGAAGAUGGGCUUAGAGGGAACAAAUGAUGACAUCUCUGAGCCAUUUUGCAACCUGAGAAAGGCAGCAGCCAGUUCACAACAGAGCUUCCAAAGAAUUGCCCUCGAGUUGAAUGACCACUUCUUGGUGCCCAGCUCUGCAGAGUAUCACGAGGGUAGAGAUGUUGGAUCUGUGCAGGAUGAACGCAAGGAACGAUAUAUCCCUCUAUCGAGCCCUCCGAGCAUGAAUGCUCACGGUGUUCUUGGACAAUUUCUCUUUGACGUAUGUGUCCCAAAGAAUGUUGAUAACUGGGAUGUCAAAUUAUCUCCCUCGACAAGCAGGGUAUCUUUUACAUCUUCACGAAGGCAUUCACCUUUCAACCCCAUGAAAUGCAUUCGUCGUUCAAGAUUAUAAUAUCCCUAUUUGGUACUCUGCUGGGAGCUCUCAGAUAAUUAGAUGGACCAAUCAGGGUCUUCAAACUCUCCUGGAAAGUGCUGUGCGGUGUACAUUGACAGGCUAUAAUUUAUAAUGGAGUUGUGCAAUAGAGAUGGACGUUUGCUGAAGUUUUUCUCUGCUCCUACUUCAGUUGGGGGUAUUAAGGUGCAGCUGUGUGUUAGUCAUGGCAGACUCUUUUCUGACAGCAAGUGUACAGCUAAGGCACUACUAUGACUUCGAAUCAUAGAAGUACCUUUUUUGUUUAACCCGAAUUAUAGAGGUUGAGGCAUUGUAUAAAGAAUAAGGAGCAACGUCGACUUUCCUGAUUCCUCAUUCCAGUUUUGGUUGUCUUGAACCUUUUGAUUCUGCAAGACGGUGGUCAAUUUCAAAAUAGGUUUGCAUGCCCGUGAAGGCAUGACUCGUGAGUGUAUGGUAGGAUUAAGCGUGCUAGCUUUACAUUUCAAGGCUAUUAGGGCAGUUAAUAACAACAUUUAUGUUUUAACUUGAUUAUUGAGAUGCUUAAAACACUUUGGUAAGCAAAACUAUUUACUUUUUAGGGCAGAACUAUCCAAUCCAUUCCAUUGUAUGGGAGUCAAA
Molecule: messenger RNA, 2078 nt
Organism: Coffea arabica (coffee)
Lineage: Eukaryota; Viridiplantae; Streptophyta; Magnoliopsida; Gentianales; Rubiaceae
Source: RefSeq, a predicted model, not a curated record